Phodopus roborovskii (desert hamster) is the source of this 1780-nucleotide messenger RNA. RefSeq names its product mitochondrial calcium uniporter regulator 1 (gene Mcur1). Lineage: Eukaryota; Metazoa; Chordata; Mammalia; Rodentia; Cricetidae. Bases 133 to 1143 code for a protein of 336 amino acids. The record is from RefSeq and is a predicted model, not a curated record. Gene Ontology annotation, biological process: calcium import into the mitochondrion; positive regulation of mitochondrial calcium ion concentration. Gene Ontology annotation, cellular component: mitochondrion; mitochondrial inner membrane. The transcript is spliced from 9 exons.
CCGCGCCCGCCGCCCUCCGGCAGGAAGGGGCAGGUCUGCGCCCCGGCCCCACGCUCGCUCCCGCGGCGACUUGUGGUCGGGGCCGCGCGGGAGCGACAUGCCUGCGCGCCCGGGCCUGUGACCCGCUCGGGGAUGGACAGCAGCUCCGUGGCGGGCGAGCGAUCGAAGCACACGCCGGGCCGUCAGCGGCUCCUGCCCUCCCGCUGCGGAGUGUCGGCGCGCUCCGGCGUCUCCCCGCUGCCCGGCGGACGAAGCUGGCUGAGACCUCGCGGACGGGCCGCCCGCGCGUCCCCACUGCUGCUCCUCCUGCUCGUGCCCUCCCCGCGCCUGGCCGCCACCGCCCCGCGUAGGACGCUGGCUGAGCGCACGCGCCCGGGGCACGCCGUCCCCGCGGCCGCGCUCUGCGCCCGCAGGAACGCGCAGGGCCGUCUGGCGCUGGGCGCCGGGCGUGUGGCCGCCUUGGCGAGCAGCCGAAGAGACCUAAGCCUGUCUGCUGACUCCCGGCAGCUGGAACAUAGAAAGGGCAGCUUGCCCUCUUCCGUGAGUCGAAAGCUCUACUUUGACACCCAUGCUUUAGUGUGUUUACUUGAAACAAAUGGGUUUACCACUCAACAAGCAGAAAUCAUUGUGUCUGCAUUGGUCAAGAUCACAGAGACCAACAUGAACAUCGUCUACAACGAUAUGGUCACCAAAGUGCAGCAGGAAAUCACUCUUCAGCAAAUAAUGUCUCAGAUUGCUAACGUGAAAAAAGAUAUGGUCAUCUUGGAGAAGAGUGAGUUUUCAGCCCUCAGAGCAGAAAAUGAGAAAAUAAAACUUGAACUACACCAGUUAAAACAGCAAGUGAUGGAUGAAGUCCUCAAAGUCCGGACAGAUACCAAAUUAAACUUCAAUCUAGAGAAGAGCAGAGUAAAAGAAUUGUAUUCAUUGAAUGAGAAGAAGAUGCUGCAACUGAGGACAGAAAUGGUGUCCCUGCACGCCCAGCAAGACAGAGCCCUGACCCAGACAGACAGGAAGAUAGAAACUGAGGUGGCUGGCCUCAAGACCAUGCUGGAGGCGCACAAGCUUGACACGAUCAAAUACUUAGCAGGGUCUGUGUUUACGUGCCUAACGGUAGCUCUGGGAUUUUACCGCCUGUGGAUAUAAUAAAGUGUCUAUUUAAAGAAAUUUCCAUUGUUUUGCCUUAAGAGUACCAGAUUGCUGUCCCACCUACCCCACCAAUCCUUUUUUUCUUUCCUUGUUUCACAUUUUAAUCCUAAUUUGACUUCAUGAAUAUUAUUUAUUUCUGUGCAAACUGUGGAUCCAUAACCAAGGUGAAGAAGUCGGGAUUUCUGUAAUUAUUCUUCAGAGCUCCUCUCCUUAGUUGGCUUUUGGACCAAGCAGUGUGGACCACGAUUUCAAGACUCUGUUCAAGCAAACCAAUGGACUUGGUCUAACCUGCAAUAUACGACAAAAAUAAGUACUAGUAGAAUCCUCUACAGCUUUGCCCGUAGUUUGUAAUGUGGAGAGCUUGGGAACUCAUUUUGAAGACAGAGUAGCUUUAAAUCUGAAGAGUCAUUGGAAGUCAACCCAGAAUACCAGCUCUGCUCUGCCUCAUGAGCAGCCGCUCCCCACACAGCCCUGCUUUCUGCAUAGCAGCUGCAGUGUUAAUGAUGCUGUGCUGGUGCACCUUAGGGGCCUUUGUCUUUGGGUUUUCAUUGUCUUAGUAACAUUGCUGCUGCUGUUGUUGUUAAUGUGCCUUGCACCUGGGAGUCUUGGUACCUAAUGAAGCUCUGUAAUUCUA